GAGGGAGGGAGGGAGGGAGGACCCGGUGCUGCUGCUGCUCCCUUCAUUGCCACAGAGGCUAGAGCGGGGCUCGACCCUCGCCCUGCUUCCCCGGUGACACGGGGCGGGUCUAACCGGGGGAACCAAUCCCCCUCCCCCCUUUUCUAUUGACUGCUCCCAAAUGCCCAGCGCUCGUUCAGUGGGGAGGGCAGGAGAGAGCCGCGUCCAUUGACAGAAGCGCCCCCGGCCCCGAGAAGAGGAGAGAGAAGGGGGAGGGGCGCUGAGCGGGAGGGGCGCCAGGCCGAGGUUGCCCGCUCCCCCGCGCGCGCUGGCUCGUGACGUCAGAGGAGGAGGAGGAGGCGCGCUCUCCUCCUGAGGUGGACUCUCUUCUCUUCUCUUCUCAGCCGCAACGUGGGGACCCUGGUUAGAGCUGCUACUGCGGGAAGAGUCACCUGAAAGGAGACAGAGGCCGGGGCUAUUGCUGUUAUUGCCGCAGAGGCUUCGGCGGAGGGGCGGGGAGGCGAGAGACGGAAGAGCGGACCUUCGCUCGGGCUCUGACGGGCGAUGAGGAUGGGCGCGCCUCCUGCUUCUCCUCUUCCUUCGCGCGCCCGGCCUGAGGAUGCGCCGUGAUGAGUCGUCGCACAAGGCGGGGGCUCGCUUGGCGUCGGCGGCCAAGGCCAGGCAGGAAGACCCCGCUGUGAUGGAGGCCAGGACGGCGGCACCGCCGAGGGGCAAGGGCGGAGGCGGCAGCGGCGGGGGAGACUGCCCUCCUCCUCCUCCUGCUUCUGCAGCGUCUGCUUGUGGCCCUGCUUCUCCUGCGGGCGGGAAGGGGCUGAAUCUGGACGGCACCCACCCCGCCGCCAUGCCGAGGGGGCCCCGAGCCGCUCCUCCGGGCCCGAGUUUCCCCGCGCGGCCGCCCUACGCCAAGGACCCCCGCACCGUCCACCAGCGCUUCCUGAGGCGCAGCGUGGUGGACUCGGACCAAGAGGAGCCCGCCUUCGAGGCCGCCGAGCCGCCCCCGCCGCCGCCCGCCCAGAAGAAGAUCCUCCUCAUCUCCAAGACCCGGAGGAUCAUCGCGGCGGAGCGGGCCAAGGCGGCGCAGAGGCCGCGGACGGAGGAGGAGAAGGAGAAGGAGAAAGAGGCCACCCUUGCCCUCGCUCCCAAGGCGGACGGCUCAGCGGGGGGCCUCCAGCACCGCCUCUUGCCCGCGGGAGCCAAGGAGCAGAAGGAGGAGGAGGAAGAGAAGGAGAAGGAGAAGGAGCGCACCGCCGGGGAAGAGGCGGCGGCGGCAGCAGCAGCAGCAUCAGCCGCGGCGGAGAAGGGCGAGGAAGAAGGGGGCGAUGCCGAGAGGAAGGAGCCGCCCGAAGCCGCCAAGGACCCCAACAAGGCCAAGCGGGAGGAGGCCGCCGCCGCCGCCGCCGAGGAGGAGGAGGAAGAGGCCGACAUGAAGGCCGUCGCCACCUCCCCCGACGGCAGGUUCCUCAAGUUCGACAUCGAGCUGGGCCGAGGGUCUUUCAAAACCGUCUACAAGGGCCUCGACACCGAGACCUGGGUGGAAGUGGCCUGGUGCGAGCUCCAGGAUAGAAAGCUGACGAAAGUGGAAAGGCAAAGGUUUAAAGAGGAAGCAGAGAUGUUAAAAGGCCUUCAGCACCCAAACAUUGUUAGAUUUUAUGACUUUUGGGAAUCAUGUUUGAAAGGCAAGAAAUGUAUUGUGUUAGUUACAGAAUUAAUGACCUCGGGAACCCUGAAAACAUAUUUGAAAAGAUUUAAAGUGAUGAAACCAAAAGUCCUUCGUAGCUGGUGUCGGCAAAUUUUGAAAGGUCUCCUGUUUCUGCACACCAGAACUCCACCAAUCAUUCACAGAGAUUUAAAAUGUGACAAUAUUUUUAUAACUGGACCAACUGGAUCUGUGAAGAUAGGAGAUUUAGGUUUGGCAACUCUCAAGAGAGCUUCAUUUGCCAAAAGUGUGAUAGGUACUCCAGAAUUUAUGGCUCCAGAAAUGUAUGAAGAACACUAUGAUGAAUCAGUGGAUGUAUAUGCUUUUGGAAUGUGUAUGUUGGAAAUGGCUACCUCAGAAUAUCCGUAUUCAGAAUGCCAGAAUGCUGCUCAAAUUUACAGAAAAGUAACCUGUGGUGUCAAACCAGCAAGUUUUGAUAAGGUUACUGACCCUGAAAUUAAGGAGAUAAUUGGAGAGUGCAUUUGCAAAAAUAAAGAAGAAAGGUACGAAAUUAAAGAUUUGCUAAGCCAUGCCUUUUUUGCUGAAGAUACUGGGGUAAGAGUGGAACUUGCAGAAGAAGAUGAUGGUAGGAAAUCCUCUAUUGCCUUAAGACUCUGGGUAGAAGAUCCUAAGAAACUGAAAGGAAAACCCAAAGAUAAUGGAGCCAUUGAGUUUACUUUUGAUCUGGAGAAGGAAACUCCUGAUGAUGUUGCACAAGAAAUGGUUGAAGCUGGAUUUUUUCACGAGAGUGAUGUCAAAAUAGUUGCAAAGUCAAUACGUGACAGGGUAGCAUUAAUACUGUGGAGAAGAGAAAGAAUUUGUCCUAUGUUACAACCUGAGGAUCAACGGGAUCUUGAGAGUUCAGAAAAAUCAAAGGCCCCACAAGCACAACCAGUUCAGGGUACUUACCUUUCUCAUACUGGUCAUCACAUCUUGUCUGAACCAGAAGAGCCUGAAGCUGACCAGCACCUUUCUCAGCAGAAUCUUCACACAAGCGUCACUUCUCUUGCAUCUGACAGCACAUUUGACAGUGGUCAAGGAUCAACAGUGUAUUCAGACUCCCAUAGCAGCCAGCAAAGUGUUGUCUAUUCCUCUAUGCCUGAUGCAAUACCUCCUGCUAUUCAGCGGGUUUAUAGCCCCCCUCUCAGUGAAAGCCAAGCUUUGCCCCCUGGUCUUCAGCAAGUGGGACACUACCAGCAGCCUUCAGUACCUGGACUUCCCGUGGUUCAGCCUCCACCUGCUGCUGUUUCUCAGCGACCACAACAUUAUCCAGAACCAGCAAUCCCUUUUCCUGUGGUCCAUCCCACCUCAGCUGCCCCUGUGCAGAUGAGACCACCGCAACCUGUAUUAACCAGCCAACAGCAGCACUCCAUCCCACCUCCAUCUCCUCUACCGCAUGUUAUCGCCAGCCAGCCCAUUUGCCCAGUGCAGCAACCUGCACCUCAACUGUUACCCCAGUACCAAACUUCCACUUCGCAGAUGGCAGCUACCAAUACACCACUGGCACCUCUGCAGAUUCCCCCUGUGCAGCCACUUCCAUCUGUCUCCCCUGCCCAGAUUCCUCAGUUUCCUGUCAUUCCUGCAGUUACUCCUCUGACAGGACUUGACAGCCAUCCUCCAAACUUGUCUGACAUACCUGCUGCAAAUGUGCCCCCUUUACCUGCUCCUUCUCAGUAUUUUUCUCCAGCUGUGAUUUUACCAAGCCUCCCUGUGAACCCUGCUCUGCCACUGACAUCAACCUCCCCUGCCUUACCCAUGCAAGCAGUCAAUCUUCCUCAUACUACUAUGGCUUCCUUGGUCUUGCCCUGCCAAACAAUUGUGCCAAAUAUGCCGGCUGCUCCAAUCCCAUUACUUGCUGUGGCUCCGUCGGGAGUGCCAGCUUUGCCAACACAUCAUGCGGUAGCCCAGCUCUCCCAGCAGCAAAUGUACCAGGCUACCCUCCAGCAGUUAAUUCAAAACGAAGUUAUUUCCUCUCCCCAUCACACCCAGAACAUGCAAGCAGUUUCACAACAGCAGCAGCUGCAGCUGCCUCCACUUCCUCAGUCACUUCAACCAAGCAUAAUUCAUCCUUCAGAACAGACUAUGUCUGCAUCUGGGGCUGGUAACCAGAUAAUUGGACAGCCGGGGUAUGCUGUGGAUAUUGGAGCCCAGAUUCCUGCAUUGCCAGUACAACCUUCUGCAGUUAUGUCACCACCUUUGCAAUUGCAGCCUGAAGCAGUUCCUCACUGCAUUGGUCCAGAAGGUUUUUCGCAGAGCAUGAUGACUGCAGCAAACAUGGCAAUGCCAAUAGAUCAUGGUCUGUCUGUUCAGUCAACUGGUUAUCUGCAAACUCAGCCAGAUAAUCACCAGCCUGUGGGCCAGCAGGGUCCAGCUUCAUGCCCAGUUGUCCCAACAGAACCUUCUCAAGAGGAGUCUGCAGUACUAGAGAAGCAGCAGUCAUUGUCACAGAGUUGCGAAAGCUAUAUGAGCCCUGAUGUUGCUUCUGGAAAAGAGAUGAGUGACAGCUUUGAAGGGACAAGUGGAAGUGGAAAACAAGAAGGAAAAUCUUCAAAGAAACAUAAGAAAUCAACACGUACUCGUUCUCGGCAGGAGAAAUCCAACAGGCCAAAACUGACAAUUUUAAAUGUAUGCAACACAGGUGAUAAGAUGGUGGAAUGUCAGCUAGAAACACACAACCACAAAAUGGUUACAUUUAAGUUUGAUUUAGAUGGUGAUGCUCCAGAAGAAAUUGCUACUUACAUGGUAGAAAAUGAAUUUAUAUUACCUACUGAGAAGGAGGUAUUUAUUGAACAACUAAAAGAAAUAAUUGACAAAGCAGAAGAUAUGCUUAGUGAAGAUACAGAAGGGGAAAGGAGUUCCGAUCAGGGUGCAAGCCCUCAGCAAGACAAUUACAGGAUGGAAAUCAAUGAGGAGAAUCGGCAAUCCCAAGCAAGAAUGCCGGUGUAUCAACAGAAUGUUUUACAUACAGGGAAGCGUUGGUUUAUCAUUUGUCCUGUUGUGGAAAAUCCAGUUUCUGAAGCCCCAGAAUCCUCUUCAUCUGUUCCUCAGACUUCAAAACAGGCUGAAGCCACAGAUCUAGAGCAGUCGGAUGAUCAGCAGCAAAGCUCUUCCGCAGCAGACAAACAAACAAGCAUGGCUUAUCAGCAGCUUUCUAGUCAAGGAAGUGCCUAUGAAAGUCCCAGAGGAACACCCCCUCCUUCUCCUCUGACACAAGGCUCUGCCCUGCCUACAUCAACAUCCCUUUCACAGGUCCAGCAAGAAAUAUCCACUGCUGCAACCCCAGCAACAGCUACACAUCUUCGAGAAGAAGCUGCUGAAAGUAGUGGUCAAGGAGAAUGCCCUCCACUUCAGCCGGUGGUUCCUGUUCAACCUGUAGUACCUAGCCGACCUGAUACACCUGCUCAUAGUGCCACUUUGCUUGAAGAAUCUCGACCACCUAUAACUCCUGCACUGCAGACAAUGAAGCAAAUAGAUGAAAAUGCUUGUGUCCCUAGUGCAGAGGCUGAGCCCAGAACUGGUGGGUUCCCAAAACAUGCUCAGCCUAUUCCUGCGCAGACAGCAGAAGUCUGCCCACUCCCUGCUGUCUCUGAUGCUACUAUUUUGGAACAUCAGCCUCCAACACAAAUCCCCAAUUUGCCAGACAACAAUCAAUCUGGACAAAUGCAGCACUCUUUUGUAGGCCAGAUACUUCCUGUGACUGCUGUCCCUGAUCCUCAGAUUUCUGCAGCACCUCAGCUUUCCAGUCCUCCUCCCAUGUCUGUAGCUGCAUCCCAGAUUCCCCCAGUUCCAUCCCAGUCACAGCCUAUACCAUCCACUGGCCUUGCUGUAGGUGCAUCACAGCCAGCUUGUGCAGUAGAAUCUGAUGGUGAAGGACCACCCAGAGUGGAUUUUGCUGACAACACAAUAAAAAGUCUGGAUGAGAAACUGCGCAACCUGCUAUACCAGGAAUACGUCCCAACAUCUUCUGCAUCAGCUGCAACACCAGACAGCUUCGUACCUUUAGACCAAGGGGAUGGUGAAUUUAACUUGGCGCCUUUGCCUCCACACCUCUUGGAUUUGAAAAUCCCUGGAACAGACAUGGAUGUUCAUGCAGCUGAGGGCCAGCUUGUUGCUUUUUCAUCAUCAAAUGUAGCUGACCAGAAAGAUGCAUCUAACCGGAAUGAAAAGACAAACACACUAACGUUACUUGAAGAGAAAAAUAGAUCUCAAAAAGAUGACUCUCUAGACUCCAGCACAAGUACAAAGCAAGUUGAAACAGAUAGCAAUACACCAGCAAAAACAAUUGGCAGAUUUUCAGUGAUCAGCACACAGGACGAGUUAACCUUGCCAUCGGUGCAAUCCUCAAGAUACUCGGCACCACCAGAUGUUUAUCUGGAUGAUCAACCUUCUAGCCCUGAUAGGAAGACCUCCCUGCGACGUGUGCAGACAGCAUCCUCUGUUGAUUUUCUUUAUGGUCGUGAUUCAAGUGAUUCCGGAGAUGACUCUCCUCAAAGAAAACCAGCUGCAGCUCCUUCCUCACCUCAGAGCAGUAGUGCAGGGAAUGACUAUGUUAGAAAGCACUCCUCUUUUUUUCAAAAGACCGGAAAGUCAAACUCACAAGCUCUUGAUUCUCCUAAUGGUCAUGGGGCCAAAAUACCAACUAUCAAUGUGUCUUCUUUCCACUCACAUUCAUCAUAUGUGAGCAGUGAUAAUGAUUCAGAGUUUGAAGAUGCAGACAUGAAAAAAGAAUUGCAGAACCUGAGGGAAAAACACAUGAAAGAAAUCACUGAGCUUCAGAGUCAGCAGAAGAAAGAAAUAGAGGCUCUAUACGUUCGACUAGGAAAACCUUUACCACCAAAUGUUGGCUUCCUUCAUUCAGCCCCACCAACUGGUCGCCGAAGAAGAACCAGCAAGAACAAAUUAAAAACUGGGAAAUUAUUAAACCCUGUUGUUCAGCAACUUAAAACAACAUCCAAUGCAAGUGAUGGAUCAGACUGCAAAGAUGCUCUGGCUAAAGAAAAUACUAAAGUUAAAACUGGUUCUACUGAAGGGAGUGGACUAACGUCAUCCACAUCAGCCAUACUUGGAAAAUCAGUUCAAACACAGCAACCCUGCUCUGUCAAAGCUUCCUUAUCCUCUGACAUCUGUUCUGGAUUAGCUUCUGAAGGAGGUGAUGCACAUGGAAAUUCUAGCCAAGGCUGGACGGUUUUCCACCAAACGUCUGAGAGAGUGACCUAUAAAUCUAGUAGCAAACCUCGUACCAGAUUCCUCAGUGGACCUGUGUCUUUGUCCAUCUGGUCCACCUUGAAACGACUAUGUCUAGGCAAAGAUCACAGUAGUAGAUCCUCAACAAACAGUCUUGUAGCAUAUCCAGAUCCUCUACCACAAACGACGCUACAGGUUCAGGUACAAGCCAACAACAGUAACAACAAAAAAGGAACUUUCACGGACGAUCUCCACAAAUUGGUGGAUCAAUGGACAAGCAAAACUGUGGGAGCUGUACAAGCAAAACCAUCCUUGAACCAACUUAAGCAGAACCAAAAACGGCAAGACAUGGAGCCAAAGGCUAACCCCAUGCAGACACAGAAUGAGACAUGUGGAGUAAAUUCAGUAAGAACAAGAGUGGGGGAAAAGUGCAUUGUUCCAGUGUCUUGCCCAAUGCCUGCCGCAUUAACUCCUGGAGUUUCACCAUCCAUGCCAGUGCCUAUGACAGGUACUACCCUUUCUGGCACAGUAAAACCUUAUGUGAUGCCUUUUUGUCCAUAUGGAGGAAUUUUCCCUAUGCCACUCUUUGGGAUGCAGUGGUCAGGCUCAGCAACACAGCCUGGGAUUGUGGGAGAUCAGAGCCUUGCCAAGUUCCCAGCUCUGGCCAAGACUGGCUUCCAACUGAUUCCAGUUCCACUACAGCAACCUGUUCUCAGUUCACCAGGCCCUAAAUUGAGAAUAUCCUAGCUCUAUCACUUGAUAGAUGAUGGCGAUGAUGAUGAUGAUGAUGAUGAUGAUGAUGAUGAUGAUGAUGAUGAUGAUGAUGAUGUCUAAAUUGUACAUGCAGUGUGUUUGAGCCUAUAUGCAGUAUGUCUUUACCCGCUGGCACUCAGUUCAGGCCUGCUAGUGCACUCAGCCAUAUACUGCAUCAGUGAUCACUGUGAAAUGUUUUCACUCCGGUUCGUUUGUUGUUAUGGCAAUAUUUGCUUCAUCUCCAUAGCUAAAGACACUUUGUUUUGUGUUUUGGUGUACAAAGCUGCAACCUUCAACAUUAAUGUACUUGAAUUGAUGGUUAAGACAACUAUAUUAAUCCUUGCAGGAGUAUAGUGCCUUGAAUUCAAGCUUUUCAGUCCUAGCUGGAAAGAUGUAAAAUAAUAAUAAUAAUAAUAAUAAUAAUAAUAAUAAUAAUAAUAGAAAGGUGUCUUUUACUUACAGUCUGCUUGUGUGAGGUUAAAUUUAUUUUUUUGUUUUUUAUUUGCACUAAAUAUUUAUAAUAGUGAAGGUUUACAUUUUUAAAGUUUCACUUUGUUUUCUCCUGUAAAUGCUUUCUCUUGAACUAGUGGUUAAAGAAUGGAAUUAAAUUGGUGGUCAAGCAUUUGCACAGUGAAUUACUUCAUAUCAACUGAAGAAAGUCAGUACGGUGAAGCAACUCAGUUUGCAAAUGUUUGAGCUUUCCUACCUUUGAAUGUAUUUUUAAACUAAUGGCAACAUUUACAAGAGUUGGAAAGUUAGUUGUAUAUGUGUGCUCUGGUUGCAGCUUUGAGCAGUGCAAAUCACUUUGUUAGGGUGUCUUUUUGAAAAAGCUUAUGGAAGGAACAACUUUGAAAUAGAAAAUUGGGCAGAUAGAUCUCUCUCUCCCACCCCUCCCCUUUUCAAUGUUUCUCUCUUCCCCCUCCUUUUUGUUUAGCUAGAACAUUUUGCAUCCCAUUCUGUAAAAAUGAUAAAACUAAGUUAAAUUACUAUUUUGUGCAUGGUGCUUACGUGAAGUAAACCUAACCAGUCUUGAUUGUAGCAGAUCCCAAACCAAAAGUUUCUAUAAGAAUGAUGUAAGUACAGAAUUUUCCUUGCAUGACUUUUGCAUAUAUUCCAUCCAUGCAAGCGAUAUUAGUUUAGAAACAUACUUGACCUCAAAGUGCUUAAAUCAUAUUUACGGAAGUGGAAUUGGACUUGGAGCAUAACUUUUCAAAUAUUUUACUUCUCUUUAAAAUUAAUUGAUUUUGACAUUUGAACAACUUACAUUGUAGAUAGAAUGGCACUUCUUGCUGGGCUUGACUUAUACUCGGCUUUUCAUCAUAUUCACUUUAUUGUACAAAGAAUUUACAUCUUCACUUUUCUGUCUAAAAUGCUCAAGAUAGCCACUUAGAAUUGAUUUGCAGAUUGGUAAGUCUCUUACGGGUGGGAGAAAGGAGGUACCUAAGGACAAACAUAUGGUGUACCAUAAACAUUAUUACGAUCAUUAAGUGAAAGACUUUUCUCUCUCCCUCUCCCCCUCUCUCAAUCUCCCCCUCCCUCCUCUUCUCUUUAUGAAGGAGAGAUUAUAUAUGUAUAUGUAUAUAAUAUUUAUGUGUGGGAGAUAAAUCUAAACUACUUGAUGAAAAGUGGAGUUCUUGCUGUGAAUUAUAAAGUUUGAUUGUAAUGUGAGCACUAAGAACAGUCUAGAAUAUUUUGUUAGUACCAUUUGGUUCAUACUAUUCCAUCAAUUCAGUUAGAAUUGAUUUUUGUAUAACAUGAUGCAGGUCUUCUGGUCUGUUCCAAAAUACAUCCUGUAGUAAGAGAUUUCUAUUCUCUUGUUAAUAUGUAUCUUUCAUUUGUUUGAGAAUUUAGUUUUGAUUCAUGUCUGAAUGCUUUAUGAGCAAAACAUGGAAAAGCUGUUCUCACAAUUUUCCCCAUGGCUUGCACUAAAAUGUCCAGCCUGUUGCUAUUGCCUGUUGUAUAGUCCAGCCCCUUGUAUAGUGGCAGCCAGUGGCACAGACCUCCAGAUACUGUAUAUAUUCAAGAGAAGGAAAAAAUAAACAUUUUUUUGUGCUUGAAAACUUAGUUGGAAA
Anolis sagrei ordinatus is the source of this 9705-nucleotide messenger RNA. RefSeq names its product WNK lysine deficient protein kinase 2 (gene WNK2). Lineage: Eukaryota; Metazoa; Chordata; Lepidosauria; Squamata; Anolidae. Gene Ontology annotation, biological process: monoatomic ion homeostasis; protein phosphorylation; negative regulation of sodium ion transport. Gene Ontology annotation, molecular function: protein serine/threonine kinase activity; ATP binding; potassium channel inhibitor activity. The record is from RefSeq and is a predicted model, not a curated record. Gene Ontology annotation, cellular component: cytoplasm; cytosol.